Messenger RNA from Pan troglodytes (chimpanzee), 1694 nucleotides. It is a transcript of the gene GNAT2, whose product is annotated as G protein subunit alpha transducin 2. The transcript is spliced from 9 exons. The record is from RefSeq and is a predicted model, not a curated record. Gene Ontology annotation, biological process: adenylate cyclase-modulating G protein-coupled receptor signaling pathway; detection of chemical stimulus involved in sensory perception of bitter taste. Gene Ontology annotation, cellular component: heterotrimeric G-protein complex; photoreceptor inner segment; photoreceptor outer segment. NCBI's taxonomy places the organism in Eukaryota, Metazoa, Chordata, Mammalia, Primates, Hominidae. Gene Ontology annotation, molecular function: G protein-coupled receptor binding; G-protein beta/gamma-subunit complex binding; GTPase activity. Bases 367 to 1431 code for a protein of 354 amino acids.
GCCUCGCCAUUUUCUUCUCUUCCUGGGCGCCACGUGGGCAGCCACCACACCGCGGUAGGGCUGGCCUGAGCCGACCCUGGGUCUUGGGCCAGUUCCGUGCGUCAGCUUCCUCAUCAGUAAGAUGGGGUAAUGACAGUACCUCACUCAAAGGGGUUACUGUGAAGAUUAAACGUAAAGUCCCUUUACACAGUGCCUGGCACGAAGUGAGGGCCCAGUGAAAGGUAGCUGUUAUUAUUGUCCCAGGAUUCAUUUUAAGCAGAAGUCCUGCCCCUGCAAUCUCACUUGGUCGUCUGUUUUCUUCCGGCCGGCGUAGGAAACCUUACGAGAGAGGAUUAGGGGCCUGAAAAAGCUGACAAGACGGCAAAUAUGGGAAGUGGAGCCAGUGCUGAGGACAAAGAACUGGCCAAGAGGUCCAAGGAGCUAGAAAAGAAGCUGCAGGAGGAUGCUGAUAAGGAAGCCAAGACUGUCAAGCUGCUACUGCUGGGUGCUGGGGAGUCAGGAAAGAGCACCAUCGUCAAACAGAUGAAGAUCAUUCACCAGGAUGGCUAUUCACCAGAAGAAUGCCUGGAGUUCAAGGCUAUCAUCUAUGGAAAUGUGCUGCAGUCCAUCCUGGCUAUCAUCCGGGCCAUGACCACACUGGGCAUCGAUUAUGCUGAACCAAGCUGUGCGGAUGACGGGCGACAGCUCAACAACCUGGCUGACUCCAUUGAGGAGGGAACCAUGCCUCCUGAGCUCGUGGAGGUCAUUAGGAGGUUGUGGAAGGAUGGUGGGGUGCAAGCCUGCUUCGAGAGAGCUGCAGAAUACCAGCUUAAUGACUCCGCAUCUUACUACCUGAAUCAAUUAGAACGAAUUACAGACCCUGAGUACCUCCCUAGUGAGCAAGAUGUGCUCCGAUCCAGAGUCAAAACCACGGGCAUCAUUGAAACCAAGUUUUCCGUCAAAGACUUGAAUUUCAGGAUGUUUGAUGUGGGAGGGCAGAGAUCCGAGAGAAAGAAGUGGAUCCACUGCUUCGAGGGAGUCACCUGCAUCAUUUUCUGUGCAGCCCUCAGUGCCUAUGAUAUGGUGCUGGUGGAAGAUGAUGAAGUGAAUCGUAUGCAUGAGUCUUUGCAUCUGUUCAACAGCAUAUGUAACCACAAAUUCUUUGCGGCUACUUCCAUUGUCCUCUUUCUCAACAAGAAGGACCUCUUUGAGGAAAAAAUCAAGAAAGUCCAUCUCAGCAUUUGUUUUCCAGAGUAUGAUGGUAACAACUCCUAUGAUGAUGCGGGGAAUUACAUAAAGAGCCAGUUCCUUGACCUCAAUAUGCGAAAAGAUGUCAAAGAAAUCUACAGUCACAUGACCUGUGCUACAGAUACACAGAAUGUCAAAUUUGUGUUUGAUGCAGUUACAGAUAUUAUCAUCAAAGAAAACCUCAAGGACUGCGGCCUCUUCUAAUCCUCACCAUUCCUCAGGUAUAAGUUCUAUAAACAGGCUUGGAAUCUGGGUAAUUAAAAACAGAAAAUUAUAGUCAAUAUACCACGACAUGAAGAAUGAAUCCAUUCUUUGGAGACGGAGUAUACAUGACUGCAACUGUAUUUCAUACAUUCUUUUCAAAGUGGGAUAGCUAUUGCAGCUUAAAGAGCACAGGCCAGUAGUUAGAAGACCCCCCAGGUUCCAGUACUGGUUUUCCAACUUAAUACAAAACAGUGAAUACUUUA